Prorocentrum cordatum is the source of this 682-nucleotide messenger RNA. Lineage: Eukaryota; Dinophyceae; Prorocentrales; Prorocentraceae. The record is from the annotation of a GenBank genome assembly.
GACGCCCCGGCGGCGGCGUGCCCCGCCGCGGGGCCCCGCGGAGACCCGGCCGCCCACGGCCCGCAGCGGUUCGCGAACGACGACGCCUGGAGGCGACUGGCUGGUCCCGUUCGCGAGCGGCUACGAGCUGCAGGGGCUCAAUGCGCUGAGCGCUCUCUCGUUCGUCGCCGCGGGGGCCCCCCUGGUGUGGCGCGCGAAGACGCCGAUCGCCAGGGCGUACGGCCUCAUGAUGUGCGGAGUGGGCGUAGGCUCUUGCUCGUUCCACGCCACUACGUCGUUGGCGGGCUUCCUGGUGGACAUCUGCCCCAUGGCCGUCACCGCGGCCCUCAUGCUGUACCGCGCGGUGCACGCGGUGCAGGCCGACUCCGGCGCCUCGGUCGGCGAACGUGCCGAGACCACCCGCAUGUUGGUUUGCAUGGCGGCGGCAUUCGUCGCCGUGUACGUCCCCUGGAGCCUCAUCGUGACCGGGGCGUCCCACUUCACGGUUUGGUGGGUGUGGGCUUUCCUCUUCGGCUCGAUGGGUGCCGCUUUCGGCGUCGUCGCGCUCAUGGUAUUCGCGAACGAGGGUUUGCUAUUUGGCCCGAGCGGCGCCGACCUUUUCACCGCCAUCGCGUGCAUCCUCAUGGGGCUCGGAUUCACCGUGCACAGCUUCAUCCCGGGCAUGUGCGACGGCUGGCGAUGA